This is a messenger RNA of Achroia grisella, 1611 nucleotides long. RefSeq names its product ice-structuring glycoprotein-like. The coding region runs from base 1 to 1611 and encodes 536 amino acids. The record is from RefSeq and is a predicted model, not a curated record. Gene Ontology annotation, cellular component: extracellular matrix. Lineage: Eukaryota; Metazoa; Arthropoda; Insecta; Lepidoptera; Pyralidae. The transcript has 3 exons.
AUGUAUAUUUUUUUACAGAUCACAACAUAUUUCUGUCUGGUGGCUGCAGUGGCUGCUGUGGCUGUACCAGUAGCACCUGUUGCAUACUCAGCCGAACAACCGAUCAAUUACGAAUUCCAGUACUCGGUGCAAGACCAACUCAGCGGUGAUGUGAAACAGCAGAAGGAAACUCGUUCCGGUGACGCUGUCCGAGGAUACUACUCUUUGGUACAGCCAGACGGCACUCAGCGCAUAGUCGAAUACACUGCUGAUGCAGAACAUGGAUUCAAUGCUGUUGUACGUUAUGAAGGCCAACCUACUGCUGUGCCCACCAAAGUGGCCUAUGCUGCUACUCCAGUGACUUACGCUGCACCUCUUGCUAAGGUUGCUUAUGCAAGUGCUCCUGUGGCUAAGGUAGCCUAUACUGCUCCCGUUGCAAAUGUGGCUCACGCUGCAGCCCCUGUUGCCUACGCUGCUCCCGCGCCGACCAACUACUCUGUACGGGCUCCAGUCACCUAUGCCACUCCCGCUCCCGUUAGUUAUGCUGCAUCGGCCCCAGUAACCUUUGCAGCUCCUGCACCCGUCAACUACGCUGCUCCUGCUCCUAUUAACUAUGCUAAUCCCGCUCCAGUCAGCUACGCUGCUCCGACACCUGUCAACUACGCUGCUCCUGCACCCGUUAGUUAUGCUGCCCCUGCACCCGUUAAUUACGCUGCCCCUGCACCCGUUAGUUACGCUGCCCCCGCUCCCGUCAAUUACGCUGCCCCUGCUCCCAUAAAUUACGCUACCCCCGCUACUGUGAACUACGCUGCUCCUGCUCCUGUCAGCUAUGCUGCUUCUACGCCCGUCAACUACUCUGCUUCCGCUCCUGUCAGUUACGCCGCGUCGACCCCAGUCACCUACACCGCUCCAGUCGCCAAAGUGGCCUAUGCACCAGCACCCGUUGCCAAAAUAGCCUACUCUUCAAACCUUGGUCACGUUUCGUACUCGUCCCCAGUUGUUUCUUCGCAAAGCGCGGCCGCCAGUUCGAACAUGACUGGUAUAAAAGCUCCGGUUACCGACCUAGAAGUACAUUAUCUGAUAAUAUUCCUAUCAAACAACAUGAACGCUCAAGUAUUAGCCUUCUUCUGUUUCGUAGCCGCUGCGGCGGCGGUGGCCCUCCCUGUAGUACCUGUCGCCAAAGUAGCGUACGCAGAGCCUGAAGCACCCGCACACUAUGACUACGAAUACUCAGUGCAAGACCAACACAGUGGGGAUGUAAAACAGCAGAAAGAAGGUCGCGCCGGAGACGUAGUACACGGAUCCUACUCCCUCAUCCAACCCGAUGGUGUUCAGCGUAUAGUUGAAUACACAGCCGAUAAAGUGAACGGAUUCAACGCAAUUGUUCGUUACGAGGGACACCCAGCUCCAGUGGCAGCUAAGAUCGCCUACGCUCCCGCCCCAGUAGCGUAUGCUGCUCCCGUCGCUAAGGUUUCCUAUGCCGCUCCUGUUGCUAAGGUCGCAUAUGCUGCUCCCGUUGCGUAUGCUCCAGCACCAGUCACAUAUGCAGCUGCUCCUAUCCAAAAAGUAGCGUACAGCACGAACCUCGGUCAGGUCUCCUAUUCAUCUCCCGUUGUCUCCUACCAACAUUAA